AAUGUAUUUCACUACCAGUGGUAACAAAGCAAUAGUGCACAGCAGCAAUUGCGGUAGUGUUCAGAGUAAAGGCUAGACAGUGUCGAAUUUGGCCAGGGGUGUUUCGGAAUGUAACCCGGCGAGUCACUUUUGACAUACUCGCAAAUAAGUCAAUAGUAGCAUACAAAAAAAGAAAUGAGAGGAACUGGACCCAAACAAAGUCAUGGAAACGGACAUGGAUUUAGACACGAAUAUCUUUAAUGCCCACUAGCCUACGGUGGAAACAUGGCUUCACGUGGUAAAUCAGAAACUGGUAAACUGAAACAAAACAUGGAGGAGCAGCUGGACAGAUUGAUGCAACAGCUCCAAGAUUUGGAAGAGUGCAGAGAAGACCUAGAUGAGGAAGAGUAUGAGGAGACAAAGAAAGAAACCCUGGAACAGUUGAGUGAGUUCAACGAGUCUCUAAAGAAGAUGGUGACAGGCAACAUGACGCUGGUCGACGAGCUUGGAGGAAUGCAACUGGCAAUCCAGGCUGCCAUUAGCCAAGCAUUCAAGACCCCCGAGGUGAUACGAAUGUUUGCCAAGAAGCAGCCGGGGCAGUUGAGAACCAGAUUAGCAGAGAUGGACCGUGAUGUCAUGGUGGGAAAACUUUUGAAGGAUGUGUACACUCAACAAAAGGUGGAGAUAUUUACAGCCUUGAGAAAACUGGGUGAGAAGCUAACACCCGAAGACGAGGCUUUUCUGGCUGAAAAUAUGACCACUACUCUCAGCCAGUUUGAAAAAGUAACUGCAGACCUAGGGUCAGAAGACAAAAUAAUGGCUUUAGCUAGUUCUGGUGUGGAGAAAACAAAGGCGUAAAGAGGAAUAGGGUGUAAUCCAAUGUCCAGAAUUGUGUUUUUAACAUUGUCUUUAAACCUAAUAAAAUUACAGUGCCAUCCUGUCAUUAGCCAGACUUCAGUGUAACUGGUGACAGAUUUUUCUGUAAGUAUUCUAAAAUCUGCAUGAAAAUGCACAUGUUGCUAAUAAUGGUGUUUUCCCUCAAAACGGACUAUUUGCAGAUAAAAAGAAGUGUGUAAUAUAAUGCACAUACAUAACUUUUUUGCAUGCAUUUUCAUGAAUAAAUACCUUAAGUUCAAUAUGUUUCCAUUUUAUGUUCACACUACUGAGUUUUGUCACAAAUAUGCCCACUUUCGCUAACAGCUUACUAAUACAAUGUGAGUUGGCCACCAUAGGUAAAAGAAUAUUCACUGCCAUUUCUACCAUAAUUCAUUGUACAUGGACAAUGUUCUGUCAACACAUUCUGUCUGUAUUAGUUAUAUUUAAUAACUCGUUUCCAUUAAACCUGUUUUGAUACAUAAAUGGUUUGUUAUAACAAUCUUGAUUUAAAAACUGGAUGGAAAUUUGGUGAGUAAUAAUCUAACCAAUAAUGCACUCAGAUGGUACUUGCUUUUUAAGAUGGUUUUAUACCCUUAAACAUUGUACAUUUUAUUUUACAUAUGAUUGUUAAACAUGAUGUAAAUUUGGUACUAGUGUGUUAAGUAAACUAUUGUUUAGAAUCUGAAUAAUCCUUUUUGUACUGACAGUCUUUGAGUCCUUUUAUUUUGUAAAAAACAAAGUGUAUUUUGAAUUGUUUAAAUUCAGUUUUCAUGCAGAUUGUCUUCAUUGCUAAGCAAAAAAAAUCAAAAUAAAUCAGCUAUUUGAUUGAAUUGCAUUUCCAACAUAGCGGUUCACAUUUAAAUGUUUUACUAAACCAUUUCAGUGUUGUAUAUAAUGUUUUUUUUUUAUUGCAUAACAAACAAGUGGAACCACCUCUGACUCAAUCAAUGAAGAAAAUGGCAGACAGUGGACAUGUACUGUUUUUCCUUGUAUAACUGAAUUACAGAACCGAACAUUGACAUUUUGUUCUGUAUGAUAUUUUAAAACAGAAUCUAAAUCAA
Molecule: messenger RNA, 1916 nt
Organism: Esox lucius (northern pike)
Lineage: Eukaryota; Metazoa; Chordata; Actinopteri; Esociformes; Esocidae
Gene: lzic
Product: leucine zipper and CTNNBIP1 domain containing
Exons: 7
Coding region: 265-837 (190 amino acids)
Molecular function (GO): beta-catenin binding
Source: RefSeq, a predicted model, not a curated record